UUGCCGGCUGCUCAGCUGAUGAGUUCGUUGGUGUUUCCCUUGUCUCUUUUUAAUUUCCAUUCUUUCAUUCUUUGUCUGCAAUGCGAUGGAACUUUUUGUUCGUUUUCUUUUAAUAACCGUUAAGUUUGUUGCUUUACUUUUACAUCCGCUUCAAUAUUUAAUGCGCAUUUGGACAAGUUGCCAGUUAAAGGAAAACAAGUUACCGGCAAUCAGCAAUCGCCUGUUGACCUACAGUCUCCAGGAGCUGCGCAGCCGACUUCGUGCCCGCCAGCUGACAUCCGUUGAAUUGGUAAGCGUUUAUAUCGAGCGCAUAAAAGUCGUUAAUCCCAAGUUAAAUGCCAUUGUGGAGGAUCGCUUUGAGGAGGCGCUGCGAGAGGCAGCAGAUGUUGAUAAACUUAUCGCAGCUGCCGGCGAUGUGAAAAGUCUCUUCAAGAAUCAACCGCUGCUCGGUCUGCCGGUCACCGUCAAGGAGUCAUGUGCUCUUGGUGGCAUGUCCUUUGCCGUCGGCAGCCUGGCUAGGCAUCAACUGAGAGCCGACGAGGAUGGCGUCGUUGUUGCACGCAUGCGCAAAGCAGGUGCCAUUCCAUUGCUGGUGUCCGCCACUCCCGAGUACUGUUACUCCAUUGAUGCGGACACGCUGAUCAACGGACGCUGCUCGAAUCCGUUUGACUUUGGAUGCACACCUGGCGGCAGCUCCAGUGGCGAGGGCGCAUUGAACGGAGCUGGCGCCUCGCUUUUUGGCAUUGGUUCGGACAUUGCCGGUUCCAUCCGCAUUCCCAGCUUAUUUUGCGGUGUCUUUGGGCACAAGCCCACUGGGGGCGUGGUCACAAUGGCUGGACACUUUCCCCACUCCAAUGGUGCGGACUUUCACAAGUAUUUGGUGCUGGGUCCCAUUACAAGAUUUGCCACGGAUCUUAACCAAUUGCUAGAGAUAAUGGCCGGAGAGAAUGCAGAGCAGCUGCGUCUGCAUGAGCCGGUAGAGCUGAGCCAGCUAAAAGUUUAUUACGCUCUGGGUUUCCCAGGUCUCAAUGGACACAUGCAUCAAUCCGUCGAUGGGGCCAUACAAAACGCCAUUCUCAGGGCUGUGACACAUCUGGACAAACUUGGUCUACAGGUGCAACAGGCCAAGUUGCCUGGGUUCAAGAAUUCAUUGGAGAUAUCCUUGGGCGGCAUAGCCCGUCUGAGGAACAUGCAGUUUAUAGUGGAGGGAAAGGAGAAGGGCAUGGUGUGGGAAUUGUUUGGUCAACUACUGCGCACCCUUUGUGGCAAUUCCAGAUACACAACGAAUGCCAUUAUCUUUGAUUUAAUGCGGCGCACAAACGCCUUCAUGCCCGCCCAGCGUCUGGACACCUAUGGGCGAGAGGGGAAAGCGUUAGUGGAGGAACUAACUCAAUUGCUGGGCGAGAAUGGCGUCAUACUCUUUCCCACGAUGCAUGCUCCUGCUCCUCGACAUGGCUGGACAUCUCUGCAGUUGUGGGGCGUUGAUUACACGCUGAUUUUUAACGUGCUCGGCUUUCCGGUCACCCAUGUUCCCAUGGGAAUCAACGAGCACGGUUUGCCCAUUGGAUUCUCGGUCAUUGCAGCUCCAUUUCAGGAUCGCUUGUGUCUACGCAUGGCCAUUGAAUUGGAGCGCGCAUUUGGCGGUUGGCUGCCCCCAACACCACACGACUUUUCCAAAUAAAUAUCCUUCAAUAUCCUAUGUAAGUAAUACAUAUUUUUAUACUUUAUG
Molecule: messenger RNA, 1729 nt
Organism: Drosophila innubila
Lineage: Eukaryota; Metazoa; Arthropoda; Insecta; Diptera; Drosophilidae
Product: fatty-acid amide hydrolase 2-A
Exons: 4
Coding region: 86-1681 (531 amino acids)
Source: RefSeq, a predicted model, not a curated record